Aphanomyces astaci is the source of this 222-nucleotide messenger RNA. RefSeq lists its product as hypothetical. NCBI's taxonomy places the organism in Eukaryota, Oomycota, Saprolegniomycetes, Saprolegniales, Verrucalvaceae. The record is from RefSeq and is a predicted model, not a curated record. Bases 1 to 222 code for a protein of 73 amino acids. The transcript has 2 exons.
AUGCCCACUGAUCCCCACCAACCAAGCGGCAUCGAACGAGCCAUCGAGUUUGUGAAGCGUUCGCGCUCCCGAUACGUGUCAAAGAACGAGAUACUCGACAUGCUAAUGGUAAACGCACAGCUUCGCAAAGAAGAGUUUGUCGACAAGGGCACCACAACGACCAAGCCCCAAGCGUCGCCCGACAUGUUCCUCCGCACAAGGCUUCCUCUGACGACCAAGUAG